AAUUAUUCAAUUAAUUGGGUGUAUCUCUUCGAUUCAAGAAGAAAUAUAUUCUUCUUUUUUUAACUACAAAAAAAAUCUAGAAUUAAUAAUAAAAAAAUGUUUUCGAAAACAGUAAUUACUUAUACACCUGGUUUGGGUAAAAAAGUUGGUGACGUCUUUCGUAAUAUUAGUUCGACGGCAGUGAAUCACUUAAAUUCACAACAAGUUUUCGAACGUGAAGAAAAAUAUUGCGCACAUAAUUACCAUCCUUUACCGGUUGCCAUUUGUAAAGGAGAAGGUGUACAUGUUUGGGAUGUAGACGGUAAAAAAUACUUAGAUUUCCUUUCUGGAUAUGUGUGCUUGAAUCAAGGACACUGUCAUCCAAAAAUUGUUGCAGCCUUACGUGAACAAGCUGGAAUUCUUACACAUACAUCACGAGCAUUUUUCUCAGACACAUUGGGUGAAUAUGCUGAAUACUUAACAAAAUUAUUAGGUUUCGAUAAAAUGUUACCCAUGAAUACUGGUGUCGAAGCUGAUGAUACCGCUUUGAAACUAGCACGUAAAUGGGGUUAUUACAAAAAGAAAAUCCCAGCAGAUCAAGCUAAAGUGAUUUUUGCUGCUGGUAAUUUCUGGGGUCGAUCAUUAGCCGCUGUAUCUGCAUCAACAGAUCCAACAAGUUAUGGUGGAUACGGUCCAAAAAUGCCUGGAUUCCAUAAUAUUCCAUAUAAUGAUCUGAAAGCACUUGAAGAAGCUAUUAAAGAUCCAAAUGUGUGCGCUUUUAUGGUUGAACCAAUUCAAGGUGAAGCUGGAGUCGUUGUUCCACAUGACGGUUAUUUAAGAGGUGUUCGUGAAUUAUGUACCAAAUAUAAUGUUUUAUGGAUUGACGAUGAAGUCCAAACUGGUUUAGGACGUACCGGAAAACGAUUAUGUGUAGAUCAUGAAAAUGUUAAACCUGAUAUUCUUGUAUUAGGAAAAGCAUUAUCCGGUGGAGUUUAUCCAAUUUCAGCUGCUUUAGCUAAUGAUGAUAUCAUGUUGGUAAUUGAACCAGGUACUCAUGGUUCUACAUUCGGUGGAAAUCCAUUAGCAGCUAAAGUUGCUUUGGCAGCCGUUAAGGUAAUUGAAGAAGAGAAAUUAGCUGAUAAUGCAGCUAAAAUGGGUGAAAUAUUCCGACGUGAAUUAAGCAAGUUACCAAAGAGUAUUGUUUCUGAGGUUCGUGGAAAGGGAUUGAUCAACGCUAUAGAAAUUAACAAAGGUAAACAAUUCAACGCUUGGGACAUUUGCAUUAAAAUGAGAGACAAUGGCUUAAUUACAAAACCAACACAUGAUCAAAAUAUCCGAUUUGCUCCACCAUUAACAAUUAACGAACAACAAUUAACACAAGGUCUUGAAAUCAUCGAAAAAUCAAUUAAAUCUUUUAUUAAAUAAAUAUAAAGUAUUUUUUUAAA
Chrysoperla carnea is the source of this 1424-nucleotide messenger RNA. RefSeq names its product ornithine aminotransferase, mitochondrial-like. The record is from RefSeq and is a predicted model, not a curated record. The coding region runs from base 97 to 1404 and encodes 435 amino acids. NCBI's taxonomy places the organism in Eukaryota, Metazoa, Arthropoda, Insecta, Neuroptera, Chrysopidae. Gene Ontology annotation, molecular function: identical protein binding; pyridoxal phosphate binding; L-ornithine transaminase activity. Gene Ontology annotation, cellular component: cytoplasm. The transcript has 3 exons.